AUGACUGGACGACAAGCAGCCACUGCUCUUCUGCGCAAUGCCGCCAGUCCAGCGCUGCGUCGUUGUGCCUCGAGCUCUGCUGCCACGGCCACCCGCGCUCCACCUCACCUCUUGACGCUCGCCGAUCUGUCUCCCGCUCAGAUCGCCUCGGUGUUGGAGUCAGCAAUUGAGUUCAAGCGUGCUUUCCGAGCGUCAUCCUUGGCUCUUCCCGAAACGUCUCGCAAGCAGCUUGCAGCUGGCGAAUCGCCUAUCGUGCAGAGCUUGAAGAACAAGUCAAUCGCCAUCAUGUUCAGCAAGCGCAGCACUCGAACUCGUGUCGCAUCUGAGACCAGUGUAGCUUCACUCGGAGGUACAGGCUUGUUCUUGGCUCCCUCUGAUAUCCAAUUGGGUGUCAACGAGAGCUUGUACGACACUGCAAAGGUUGUGAGCUCCAUGGUGGACGGUAUCAUGGCUCGUGUCGGUGGACACGACGAGGUGGAGCUGCUCUCCAAGCACUCGACUGUACCAGUAAUCAACGCUCUUUCGGCUCGGUACCAUCCUACGCAGAUCCUGGCUGACCUUCAGACGAUGCUCGAGAUCUACGCACCCGCAUCGUCUCCUACCGACCUCGCCUGCUUGGCAGGUCUCAAAGUUGCUUGGGUCGGAGACAGCAACAACAUUCUCAACGACAUGCUGGUCGCCUACCCACGCCUUGGUAUCAACCUUUCCGUUGCUACACCCAAAGGUCCGGCUUAUCAACGUGACGAGCUCGUCUGGGGUACCAUGCAAGAUGGACUCGGGGCACUCUCCAAGUCAGGCUCCUCGCCUGUCAGUCUCGGCCAAGUCACUUGGUCCAACGACCCCGCCGAAGCCGUCAAGGACGCCGACAUUAUCGUUACCGAUACAUGGAUCAGCAUGGGCGACGAAGCACAAAAGGAACAGCGCCUGCGCGACUUUGCCGGCUUCCAGGUCACCGAACAGAUGGCCAAGCAAGGCGGCGCCAAACCUGAUUGGAAGUUUAUGCACUGCUUGCCGCGAAAGGGCGACGAGGUGGACGACCAGGUGUUCUACUCGGAUCGUUCUGUUGUCUUCCCUGAGGCCGAGAACCGAAAGUGGACCAUCAUGAGCUUGUUCGAUCGAAUGUUUGGUCGUUGGGAAUUGUGA
Molecule: messenger RNA, 1143 nt
Organism: Mycosarcoma maydis (corn smut)
Lineage: Eukaryota; Fungi; Basidiomycota; Ustilaginomycetes; Ustilaginales
Product: putative ornithine carbamoyltransferase precursor
Exons: 1
Coding region: 1-1143 (380 amino acids)
Biological process (GO): L-citrulline biosynthetic process
Cellular component (GO): mitochondrion
Molecular function (GO): amino acid binding; ornithine carbamoyltransferase activity
Source: RefSeq, a predicted model, not a curated record